Messenger RNA from Petromyzon marinus (sea lamprey), 720 nucleotides. The record is from RefSeq and is a predicted model, not a curated record. NCBI's taxonomy places the organism in Eukaryota, Metazoa, Chordata, Hyperoartia, Petromyzontiformes, Petromyzontidae.
GGUGCAGCGCCGACGACGAUGACGUACCCGACGCAGACGUUCGUGACCCAGCCGCAGGCAUGCACGCAGGUGCCCGUGGUGCCCGUGAUGAUGCAGCAGCAGCAGCAGCCGCUUCGCUCUUCUUCCCCCGUGCGCAUCACCUGCCCGUACUGUCACGACGAGGUGACCACCAAGACGAAAAGGCGCGCCGGUGCCUACGCCUGGUCCGCCGUGGGCAUCAUAUUUCUGACCGGCUGGUUUUUUAUUCUGCCGUGGCUCUUCUGCUGGAUCCCGCUGUGCAUCCCCUCCUUCCAAGAUGUUCACCACAAGUGUCCCAAUUGCAAGGCGCACCUCUACACCCACUCGCCCAUGUGAUCGCGGCGGCCGCCUUCACGUGAGCCCACGGAUUGAAGUCGGCCGAGCGUGGGGAGGAAGGGGAGCCUUCUCCACCGUCCCCCCUCCUCCCCCACCCCUACAACCGCUCCGUGCUUAAUUUGUGUUUUUGAUGAUUUACCUUCGAAAAAAGAUCUGGCCAUGUCUCGCACACCCAGAGAGGGCAUCCACAGGGGUGUGCGACACCCCAGCUUAAGAACCACUGGAUUACAUUUCUUGUUUUAUUUAAAUUUAUGAAUGAUGUACUGACUGGUGAGCACUUUAAAUUUCGUUGUACUGGUGACAAUGACAAUAAAGGAUCUAUCUAGCUGACCAUCUAUCUGGAUUGUGUUCACUGCACUCACAAGA